CCGGCCCCGCGGCCCUCCCCGCCCCGCACCGCCGCUCUCCGCUCUCCUCUGGCGCUGCGGGGCCCCGGGAGGCGGCGGACCUCCCCGUUCCCCCCCCGGCCAUGCCCAAGCUGCUGCCGGCGCAGGAGGCGGCACGGAUCUACCACACCAACUACGUGCGGAAUGCACGGGCCAUGGGCGUGCUGUGGGCCCUGUUCACGCUCUGCUUCUCCAUCCUGAUGGUGGUGACCUUCAUCCAGCCCUACUGGAUCGGCGACAGCAUCGACACGCCGCAGGCUGGCUACUUUGGCCUCUUCUCCUACUGCAUUGGCAAUGCGCUCACCGGAGAGCUCAUCUGCAAGGGAAGCCCGCUGGAUUUUGGUACCAUCCCCUCCAGUGCCUUCAAAACAGCAAUGUUCUUCGUGGGCAUCUCCACCUUCCUCAUCAUCGGCUCUAUCCUCUGCUUCAGCCUCUUCUUCUUCUGCAAUGCUGCCACCGUCUACAAAGUGUGUGCCUGGAUGCAGCUGGCAGCGGCCACCGGGCUGAUGAUCGGGUGCCUCAUCUACCCUGACGGCUGGGACUCGAGUGAGGUGAAGCGCAUGUGCGGCGACAAGACAGACAAGUACACGCUGGGCGCCUGCACGGUGCGCUGGGCGUACAUCCUGUGCAUCAUCGGCAUCCUUGACGCCCUCAUCCUCUCCUUCCUGGCCUUUGUGCUGGGGAACCGCCAGGACAACCUCCUGCCAUCGGAUUUUAAAGUGGAAAGCAAAGAAGAGGGCAAUGAAUGACAGUGCUGAUCGCUGCGAGAGGGCUGCACUGAUUCCUGACAUUUCUUGCACAUGCACCACCACCAGCAUAGCUGCAGGAUUACUGGUGCUGUAUUCAGAUAGGGUUUGUCUGGGGCUAAAUGGGAAACAGGCUUUGCUUUGCCUCCAUCUAGGAGAAUGUAAUUCUUUGCCAGGCAACAGAGAGCAUUAAAUGUGAUGCUGUGCGCCCCUCAGCAACAGCGGAUGCACUCCUCUCCCCAGGGCCACCCGGAGCCCUUUGCAUCACUUCAGGAGACGCGGCCCUUUCCUUUCCAGUGACUUUUCUGAGAGCUUUACAUGUACCACCACCUGUGGACCUCUACAGCUUUUCACGCAGGGGCUGCUACGCCUUUCAGCUCUCAUGGAAUUUACGCGAUGGGAAGAGCCCCAUGGGACAUCAGGUUUUGUUGGUUUCUUUUAGAGUCCAUCAGCAAACACAACGAAAAUGGGGGAGUUUGGGGGCUGCAAUUUGCUGGCUCUUGGAGUUUGUGUGUCUUUUGCGGAAAUGACUUCUGAAUUAAAAGCUGGCGUUUUGGGUUGC
Molecule: messenger RNA, 1326 nt
Organism: Numida meleagris (helmeted guineafowl)
Lineage: Eukaryota; Metazoa; Chordata; Aves; Galliformes; Numididae
Gene: LHFPL5
Product: lipoma HMGIC fusion partner-like 5
Exons: 3
Coding region: 102-767 (221 amino acids)
Biological process (GO): sensory perception of sound; detection of mechanical stimulus involved in sensory perception
Cellular component (GO): plasma membrane
Source: RefSeq, a predicted model, not a curated record